UCCCCGGGUGUUUCGUUCCUUCUAGUUCCUUCGGUCGUUGAAUAUUGAUGCAUAGUGCGUGACUGUGACAUUUUUCGUAAGUCGCGUUGUGCUCCGAUUUCCCAUCGACGAGGGAACAUCUCACUCCAACUCGAACCUUAUUAAACAAUUCUGAAAAAAUCUCCUAACUUAUUUGAAAAUGUCAAUAAGAAAACGAGGGAAAUCAACAACUGUCGUUCGCGCCAAUCGAUCCAGUGCUCCAAUGGCUGACUCCAUAGCACUCCAUAGGCGUUCAUAGCGAUUGUAGCGACUCGAAAUUUUUGUUGACCAUUGAUAUCGAUUCGAUGCGUUUAUUGUCAACUUCCAACGCAAUUCAACUUCCUCAACGCAAAGGUUGAGGAGAGAACGAGAUAUUUUCUUUUGGGAUCAUUUCGCGAUCGUUAUGACGCGACACGCGAGGAAUUGCACCGCGGGUGCGGUGUACACGUAUCACGAGAAGAAGAAGGACGCCGCGGCGUCAGGUUAUGGUACGAACACUCAACGGGUGGGCAAGGACUCCGUCAAGGAUUUUGACUGCUGCUGCCUGACUCUGCAGCCAUGCAGGAAUCCAGUGAUAACGAAAGACGGCUAUCUAUUUGACAAAGAGGCAAUAUUGGAGUACAUUUUGACAAAGAAAAGAGAAUAUGCAAGGAAACUGAAAGAAUAUGAGAAGCAGAAGCAAAAGGAAGAGGAAGAAUCACAAGAACAGACAGCCAAUGAAGAACUAAAGAAGCUACAAAAUUUUCUUAAGAGUGAAAAAACUAUUGUAUCGAGCAGUCCUAGUACAUCUGAUGGAGAUUCCGUGUCUAAUAUGAAGAAUGGCAAAGACAAGGUGUUACCAAGCUUCUGGAUACCCUCAAAGACCCCAGGAGCAAAGGAAAUUUCUUUACAGAAACCUGACAAGACUAUUUACUGUCCUGUUAGCGGAAAGCCGUUGAAAGUAAAGGAUCUGAUUCCAAUAAAAUUCACAGUGGUUAAGGAUCCAGACGACAAGAGAUCGCUUAUCGUCAAACAAGCACGAUACAUGUGUCCCAUUACGCAUGAUGUCCUGGGCAACAAUGUUCCUUGUGCCGUAAUAAGAACAACCGGCGACGUAGUCACAGUAGAAUGCGUGGAAAAGUUGAUAAAAAAGGACUGGAUUAAUCCUCUAGAUAAUUCCAAAUUGACGCCGUCUGAUAUUAUUCCUCUACAAAGAGGUGGCACUGGUUAUUCAUCUGUUAAUGAUUCCUUAGAGGGCAAGCAUGAAAGACCGGUGUUGCAGGCGUGAAGAACCACACGUUUUUCUCAUCGCUUGAUUGUUUAUAGAUGUUUUUAACUUUGUCAAAAAGGUACAAAUUUUAAUCUAAAUGUAGUUAAGUAUUAAUUUAUGAUCAUAUAUUUUAAUUAAUUUACAAAUUUUUACAAUAAAACAAACUGUGUUUCUAAACAUAACUUGAUAUGUAUCACAUUUUAUUAAUAGACAUUAUAUUACAUUAAUAGACUAUACUACAAUAUAUAGACGAGAGUUAUAUGUGUGUAGAAAAA
This is a messenger RNA of Monomorium pharaonis (pharaoh ant), 1542 nucleotides long. RefSeq names its product nitric oxide synthase-interacting protein homolog. Gene Ontology annotation, cellular component: nucleus. The record is from RefSeq and is a predicted model, not a curated record. Bases 422 to 1285 code for a protein of 287 amino acids. Lineage: Eukaryota; Metazoa; Arthropoda; Insecta; Hymenoptera; Formicidae. Gene Ontology annotation, molecular function: ubiquitin protein ligase activity. The transcript is spliced from 6 exons.